UUCUCCAGAAACAUAAAACGCCGAACCAACGUCCGACCCGGGUCCCUCAAUCCUGGGAGCGAAUACUGAUAAUACAGCAGCGCUCUUUUUUAUCAGGAAGAAGGUGUAGGAGCCCAGCGAAAGACACGCCCUCGAAUCAUCAUGAAACGCCUGAUUUUCCUACUCGCCACGGUGUGGACCUGCAAAGCCGCGUACGUCGGUUCAUCCCCGUACGGAAGUUCCCUGGUCCACCCCCAACCCCAACAAAUCGCUCCGAGCUACGCGCCACCGGCUCCGGUCGGCGAUGACGGCAACGUCAUCGACACACCGGAAGUGGCGCAGGCGAAGGCCGCGCACUUUGCCGAAUUCGCGAGAGCCGCCGCUCGCGCAGCCCAGGAGAAGGAUCAGCAACAGCCGUCCGGUUACAACCCGCACAUCUCGUCGCCGAUUUACAGCUACCCGACGGCCGUCCAACCUACCGCGGUGCCCUAUCAAAGACAGGCUGGCGAUUAUCAGCGGCCUACUCCGAUCUAUCAGACGGCGAAUCACGUGCCGGCGCCGCCCGUUAUCAGCAACUACGCACCGCUCGGUUAUCAGCAACUCCAGCAAUAUCCAGCUCGGGCAAACUUCGUGAACCAGAAGGAUUACGCGCUACCCGCCAAGACCGCUACCUUUGUACCGGCGCCAUUGGCCGAGGACGGAACCGUCUUAGACACGCCGGAAGUGGCGGCCCUGAAGGCUGCCAGACUGGCCGAGCUAGCCGAGGCCGAGGCUCGGGCUUACAAACACGCGAGCGCUCAUCCGAAUGAAGAGCAGGGUCAAGCUUAUUCCGGAUCACCGACCGGCCCCGCUCCCGUCAACUACAAUCCUAAUUUAGGACAUUACGGUGCUUCGCGAGCAUUUCCAGGAUCCUCGUACCCUGGAACUCAGUCUUAUGCCACCCAACAAGCGUACAAUCCAUCGGGUUAUCAGCCUCAUCAUUAUCAGUCCCAGCAUUUGACAGGAACCUAUUGAUCCUGGCGAAUCGGUCAAUUGACAACACUCCGGACACUGUACAUAAUUCUAAAUUAAUAAAUUGUUUCCUCUUUU
Camponotus floridanus (Florida carpenter ant) is the source of this 1068-nucleotide messenger RNA. Its product is annotated as pupal cuticle protein. The transcript is spliced from 3 exons. The record is from RefSeq and is a predicted model, not a curated record. Bases 142 to 993 code for a protein of 283 amino acids. Lineage: Eukaryota; Metazoa; Arthropoda; Insecta; Hymenoptera; Formicidae.